Molecule: messenger RNA, 2011 nt
Organism: Danaus plexippus (monarch butterfly)
Lineage: Eukaryota; Metazoa; Arthropoda; Insecta; Lepidoptera; Nymphalidae
Product: ionotropic receptor 75a-like
Exons: 14
Source: RefSeq, a predicted model, not a curated record
UUACUUCAUUCCACAGGGUUAAAAUUUUCAAAAGUUGCUUUCGAUCAUUCCAUAGGUGUUACAAAUGUUAACAUAAAAUAUUUUGAUAAAACAAAAAGUAAUAAAAUUGACGUCUGUUUGAGUCGAACAUCACCGAGCAUUGGAGUGCUGAUAGAUUCAAAAUGUGCAUUAUUUGAGAGCAUCGUAACAUUUGCGUCAGAAUAUGUUUUAUUCGAUUCAGUCCAUAAAUGGCUUAUCUUGCAUGAAAUACACGACGGAGUUGGCGAUGACUACAGUUACAAUGACACCAAAAGCUUAACUAAACAUAUUCCUUAUAUGACAUUAUUUCGUAGUCUCAACUUAAGUGUGAAUGCAGAUAUCGUGGUAGCGAGCCAUAAAGAUAAUGAUUCUUGCAUUCUUUAUGAUGUGUUCAAUUUUGGCAAAAAUCGAGAUGGAAGAUUUGUUGUCAAAGCCAUUGGCAGCUGGAAUACUGUGACAGGUCUAAAUCUCACAAGAACUUCUAAAUAUUACCGGCGAUUUGAUUACCAUCAAAUGGUUUUAAAGUUGAUACUAGUCAUGUCUCCCCCGCCCAAAAACUUCGACCCUCAGAUGCUUCUGACGUGGAACCCAGCUUCGAACGUGCCCGCUUUAACUCAUACUUCGUCCAUAUUCAUGCACGAGAUAGCAGAGAUUCACAAUAUCAGGUAUAAUUACACUGUAGUGGAUGUAUGGAUCGGCGAUUAUAAACGGGAACAUGCGUAUACCGCUGCAAAUGGUAUUUAUUUCCACGAACAUGACGUCACUCCGGUUCUAAGAAUGCUUUUAUCUCAUUUUGAUAAAUAUGACGUAGCAUUCCCCGUUACCCGUGUCGAGACAAGAUUUUUUUAUAAAAUUCCAACCCAAGGAGUUGGAAAAUUCGAGAAUAAAUUUUUAAAACCCUUUUCAAAGAAUGCGUGGUUAUCUGUUGUGGGAAUUACCUUACUUUGUGGUUUAAUGUUACUGCUGUCAAUGAUUGUGGAGGAACGAAGACCAUUAUCAUUGGUUUACCCCAUAUUCUCAGUUUUAGCGUUGAUUUGCCAACAAUUUUUUGAAGAAUUUGAAGAUUUGCGAUCUAUUUCCUCGGUUCGAAAACUGACUACUCUAGUGACAGGAGUAUUCUGUCUUCUAACUUACAAUUAUUAUACAAGUAGUGUCGUCAGUUGGCUUCUGAAUGCGCCACCUCCAAGUAUUAACUCACUUUGGGAACUUUUGGAUAGUCCACUUCAACCAGUUUUUCAGGACACGGGUUUCAGUUAUUCUUGGCUACAAGUACCAAAUUAUUAUUACAAUACGAAACAUGCGAAGGCUGAAGAUGAACUGAAAAAGAAAAUGAAAAAAUUAGAGAAAAAAGGAAAGCCGAUAUUGAUAUUCCCAAAAGAUGGGAUUAGUUUAGUGAAGGAGGGAGGCUAUGUUUACCACGGAGAAGUCGAUAGUGCGAAUAAAAUAAUCGCUGAGACAUUCAAGCAACGCGAGCUAUGUGACCUGGGUUCCUUACAAUCGAUGGAUAAGACUUUUGCAUACAUAAGUGUGCAGAAAAGGAGUCCCUAUAAGGAAUUCUUUACAUGGAGUUCUUUACGGUUAAUGGAAACAGGAAUCUUAAAUCGUAUACAUAAGAGAACUUUGAGCGGAGCCAACAAAUGUGAAGGAAGUACUCCGCGAGCCCUGGCACUGGGAGGCGCAGCUCCUGCCUUUAUACUGUUGGCUGCAGGAUACAUACUGGCUGUUAUAUUGGUUGUUUUUGAAAGAAUCAUUCAUCAUCAUCAAUGAUAGAAAAUAUGGAAAUAAUAAUGUUAAGUUCACUCAUUAAUGAUUUCUAAUACGUAAAGCAGAUAAUUUGCACACUAUUGUAUUGUGUAGUGUCUAAAAAUCUUAAAAAUAAAAAAAAGUGAUGGAUGAUUUGAACAUGAUGGCUUUUUGAAUUUAAAAUAAAUAUAGUUACAAUUAUCUAUUGCUUUAUUAUUACUUUCCAAUCAAACCACUCCAAUUGCAGCUC